ACGACCGACUAUGCGACGACUUUCAAGAGCCUUCUCCCGAGCCAAGGAGACCGAUAAGGAAAAGAAGAAGCAAAAGCAACCACGAUCAGUUCCACCGAUAGUCCAUCGCCGCCACCUCCAACUUACGAAGAAGCUGAACGAGCACAACACACACGCCUCAGAUGCAGCAAACAGCUUUGCGCGAUUGGACCCAGAAUUGCCAAGCCCUGAGGAUGGGAUAGCACAUCUCAAGCUGCUCGAAUGCUUCUAUCGCCUGAAGCAGAAGAUCGCCAGUACCGAUGGUCUUUUCGACAUAUCUUCCCACUGUCUUGGAGAAAUCGAUCAGAAUACACCACCAAAGGAUGCCCACAAUGACAAGAACACCACGAUGUUGACUCUCCUUGCGGAGAAGAGAUGGCAAGUCUACGUCUCUCGAGCAGUAGAUCGCUUUGCAAAGUGGAGGUAUUCUCUGGAGCCCGACACCGACUAUUAUACCCUCCAUCAAGCUGUCACUUAUGAAGGUGAUGUUUUGGCCGAUCGUGUGAAACCUGAGAAGGCCAACCCAUUCUCCUUCGAGGCUGCAAAUCUACCACCCAUUGGUAAGCUGAAUGACCAUCCCUUAAAGGAGAGACAUGCUAAACCUUGGACAGAUAUCUUGAUGGUGUGGCAUUCAUACAUGUUAAAUCCGAGGGCUUACCUGGAAGACUGCGCACGUGAGGGUCGGAUGCGUUUAUGGCACACGCCAUUUCCAUUGCAGGUAGUGGCCAGCCACAUCAGAGAUCCUGAUUAUUGCUUCAAUACAGCGAAACAAGCAAUGACUAGCUUCCGAGAACAAACUGGACUCGACUGGGACAACUUGAAUGGUUCGCACAACACAAGCAUAGACUGUCACAGCUGCGGUGCUCAGAAUACUGCUCCGUGGACUACUUUCGGAGAUGUGUUUGCAGAAGCCGAAAAACUUCCACGCUGGGCAGGUCAGAAUAAAGUUGUUGACCUUCAAGCAAUUGAAAGCCGAGUCAGUGCCUGUCAAGGAUUUGCUGAUAAAGGAUUCACCUUGACGUGNUCAAAAUGCAACUCUCGGAUCACACACGAUUCUCUUUGUGUAGGCAAGCUCCGUAAAGACCUGAGACUGCUUCUCGAAAAAGGGGCUCUCUUGCCUGGGAACAUCUUGGGCAGAUUUGGUCUACCAUCGAAAGUUGGCGGCGUUGUGGACGUCUACGGCUGGUCUUACUCUACAUUCCCGAGCAAAUUGAUGAAUAUUGGAAUGGGACAACGAAUCCUCGAGCUAAGGGGUUCCGACAUGCAGAUGGCUAGUGUGCGCGAAGUCGUCGAGCACUAUCUCACCAUCGAAGAACUGGUCAAGGAAGCAAAGCAUGACAGAAACAGCUCUCGCCUCAACGCUAAAGAGUCUAUUGCCCUUCGUCGGAUGAUGUCGAGAUACUGGGAGAAUUCGUCAGUCUUUGCCAUCGACCUUGUUGGUGCCGUCAUUCGCCAGGGCUCUUUCAUCGAGAAGAUGCACGACAUUGACUGGCUUCAUUCGCCUGCGCUUUCCCAUACCAUACCUCGCCUAAUCCACAAAUAUUCACGAUUUAUCAUUAUCAUCUCCAGGUACAGCAAGAUGGCCGUGCCAACCUUAGAUGUGGACCUAGCAUGGCACACCCACCAGCUUAGUCCUUCACGCUAUCUGCAAUACACUGUUGUUAAGAGCAAGACCUUCAUCGACCAUGAUGACAAAGUAGCAGAAACCAAGCUCACAGAUGGGUUUGCCGAGACCAGCAAAAUGUAUCAGAAGCUGUAUGGAGAGCCAUAUUCGGAAUGCACAUGCUGGUACUGUGAGGCGGUGCGUGAGUCUCAUGCUUCUACAGCAUCACGCCUAUUCCGCAGUACCAACGGCACCGCUGCAGACAAACUUCACUCCGUGCCCUCUGACCCUAAAAGGUCAGUCCACAUCUCCACUCACAACGCCGUACGACCAAUGGGCGACCAAGGCUACGACGAAGGAGUGAAUAGACGUAUCGGCGAGCUUGAGAAAGCAUACGAAAAGGCCUGCAAGCGUGCCGAUAAGAAAGGCAAGCCACAUCCCAAGAGAGAUGACUACUACUACUCCNNGGAGUCAUAUGGUCAUGCCGUCUUUAUACCCAUGUAUGCUCCGUAUUAUGGUGCCAUGCCGUACACACCGAUGAUGUACCCUGUCAACCCUGGUUGUAUGGCACUGGGAAUUGGUGCGCCAGGCAACUGCUGCGCAGGUACUUGCGGUGCGGCGGCGGCUGCAGGAGGUUCUUGUUCGGGCGUUGGAUCAUGUGGAAGUCUGGGAGGGUGCGCUGGUAUUAGUAACGGUGGCUGUGGUUCAUCAGGCGCUUGUUCUGGCGGAGGAGGAGCGGCAUGCGGAGGUGGAGGUGGCGGUGGUGCCGGGUGUGGAGGCGGUGGUGGUGGAGGAUGU
Aureobasidium musti is the source of this 2419-nucleotide messenger RNA. NCBI's taxonomy places the organism in Eukaryota, Fungi, Ascomycota, Dothideomycetes, Dothideales, Saccotheciaceae. The record is from the annotation of a GenBank genome assembly.